Molecule: messenger RNA, 579 nt
Organism: Spinacia oleracea (spinach)
Lineage: Eukaryota; Viridiplantae; Streptophyta; Magnoliopsida; Caryophyllales; Amaranthaceae
Exons: 3
Coding region: 1-579 (192 amino acids)
Source: RefSeq, a predicted model, not a curated record
AUGUGGAACAAAGCAACCAUUUGUAAACUCUUAUGGAACUUGGCUCAAAAGAAAGACAAGAAUUUUUUUAGUGCCAUAAAAACAUUUCUUAGUCUUCCUAAUGGGUUGUCUGUACUUCAUAACUCUAGCUUCUCAAUCAGGAAGGUUUAUAGUUCCAUGAGAGGGGAUGUCAUUAAGAAGGUUGGUGCAAUUUUUGAUCAGCAAUGCGUACUCUGUAAUAAAGAGGAUGAAACCUUAUGUCAUCUUCUAUUUAAAUUUGACUUUUCAACUGCGAUUUGGAGUAAUAUUUUGAGAUGGGUUGGUAUCUCGAGAGCUCCGGAAGACUGGGCUACUGAGUUGCAGAUUUUCAAUACCAGGUUCAACUCCAACUCUCCUCUACAUCAAGUUUACAGGAUGUCUCUUAGCAUCACUGUUCACAGCAUUUGGAGAGAACGAAAUUACAGAAAAUUCAGGAAGAUUAAGCAGAAUUUUCAGAGAUUGUCUACUGAGAUUAAGAUGCAAAUUUGUGCUAGAAGCCUAAUGAAGAAGAAGCUUCAGCGUUGGUGCCUUAAUAUUGUUUUUGUAGGCACUGGUUGUUAG